AGGCCCGGUGAGCUCUCGCGCUCGGGCUGCUGUGUGAGUGUCUCUUUAACAGACUGACGCUGCUUCCUGCCGCAGACACACCAACCUCGCCUCUCUCUCUGCGGCGGCUGCCUUCUACAAGCCCCCACAGAACCACACAGGACCGGGACCGGACCGGACCGGGACACAGGGACGCAGAAGAAAACAGAGACCUACAGAAACCAUGACAGAAACCUCUAAAACCCACGUCAUCCUGCUGUCCUGCGGCAGCUUCAACCCCGUCACCAAGGGACACAUCCAUAUGUUCGAAAAAGCCAGAGAAUAUCUGCACAAAACAGGUCGUUUCAUCGUGAUUGGAGGAAUCAUCUCACCGGUGCACGACUCCUAUGGGAAACCUGGUUUAGUGCCCAGCAGACAUCGUCUCACCAUGUGUCAGAUGGCUGUUCAGUCGUCUGAUUGGAUCAGGGUGGACCCCUGGGAGUGUUACCAGGACACCUGGCAGACCACCUGCAGCGUGCUGGAGCAUCAUCGUGACCUGAUGAAGAGAGUCACCGGCUGUAUUCUGUCCAACGUCAACACGCCAUCAACAACUCCUGUGAUUGGUCAGCCACAGAACCAGACUCCACCCAUCUACCAGAACCACAACAGCAUGAAUCACAAGCCCACAGCCAUCAAACUGUGGGGGAAGGUCAGUGAGAGUCUGGGGAAGAUCUGCUGCGUCCGCCCUCACAUGGAGCGCUUCACCUUCGUCGAUGAAAAUGCCAACCUGGGGACUGCGAUAAGAUACGAGGAGAUCGAGUUACGCAUCUUGCUCCUGUGUGGCAGUGAUCUCCUGGAGUCCUUCUGCAUCCCUGGCCUGUGGAAGGACAGUGAUAUGGAGGUGAUCGUGGGGGAUUUUGGGAUCGUGGUGGUUCCUCGUGAUGGAGCCGACACAGAGAAGAUCAUGAAUCACUCCUCCAUUCUCCGCAAGUACAAGGACAACAUCAUCGUGGUGAAAGAUGCCAUGAGUCACCCAAUGUCUAUCGUCAGCUCAACCAAGAGCAGACUGGCCCUCCAGCACGGUGACGGCCAUGUUGUGGACUACCUGAGUCAGCCCGUCAUCGACUACAUCCUGCAGAGUCAGCUGUACAUCAACGCCUCAGGAUAGAGACAACGACCUGCCUGCAUGAGAACAGGGAGAGUGGAGGGGGGGGGGCCCUACCUGACAACCACCAUCAUCUAUAUAACUAUUGCCCCCUCCCAAAAAAACGUCCUUUUCUGUCUUGUGUCAAACAUAUACUCUUCUUUGAGCUGUCGCUUUCCAACGGGAGCAUUAGAGUCCUCCUUCUGUCUGUGUCAUGUGACUUUACCAUCGGGCAGGGGUGGGGGUGGGGGGUUAUUUUGGGAUGAGAUAGGGGGUGUUGGAGAGGAGGUAUGGAGGUAAUCCCUAAGGGCUGCAGAGCUGUCAUUGAUGUAUUUUUCCACUGCAGUGGUGACGGCAGUGUUUUCUCACUCUGUUUGUUAUCUGUCUUUAUUAAAGUUUGGGGGUGCAUGACACACAGCCAGGCAUGCUCAGUGUACCAAUGGCAGAUGGGAAAAACAUUUCUUCUGUAUCAGGGUGGCAUUUAGCUGAAAGGCGACAGGGUUUUUGGGCCUCAUGCAAGAACCACUCGUACGAACAGAUUCGUUGUUACGUAUGAGUUACUUAAGAAAACAAAUUCCCCAAUUUUCUCAUAUUUAUAAUUUUCUUUUUGGUAUGUAUGAAAUAAACAAGGGGUCCUUUCUCAAACUUGUUUGACGUAAGAAUUAUUAUUCCUUAAUCUCAGAUAAUUUGGAGUUUAAUUGUACCAAAAUCAACUAAAACUAAAAUAUAAAAUAAUCAAACAAAUAAAAAUGUAAAACUAAAUGUAAAAUUGCUAAUAUUCUGUUCAAUGUCAUGUGUCUUGUUCGCUAAGCUCCGCCAUUUUAGUUACCGUACGCCUGUCAAGCAUUGUAUUUUUUAGCACAUAAUGUAUUCAAUGAUAACAGUUGCAGACCAUUGAAAUCUACAGUAAUUCUUGAAACAGUGGGUCCUUGAUUUCAGAUAGAAGUAGACAAAAGCAGCUCCUCAUUUUAAUCGCCGUCUGACGAUGAAAUAACAACUGUUGUCAGCAGAACUUAUUACCUGUAACUAGCUAGCUAAUUAAGCUAAUGUUCACUCCACGAGUUGAUUGAAAACUCUGUCUCCAGCUGAGUUUUUAAUGUUUGUUGCUGACUUGUUUUUAUUGAGAACCCUGCAAAAGUUUUUAAAAUAUGAUGGCUACAUACGCGAUAUCAUGCUAACAGGCUGAGGCUAAAGCUAACAGGUCCCCAGACAUUGAAAUAAAGGAGCAGUAUUGUUCUUGUGUUGCAAAGUAAAGAUAGUUAGUUAUAUAUUAAUAUAACAUAUAAUAUUAGUGUAGUAUGAGAAGAUAGAAUUUAAGUUAUUUCAUUCUAACAGAAUGCAAUACUAUAGAAAAACAUGCUUCAACAAGCAACAAAGAUUUAUGCUUUAUUGUUUGUAUUUUUGACCUCCUUCUAUUGGAAAGCUUGGCUUUAGAGAUUUAUUGUUUAUCGUUGUUUGGGUUCCCCUAAAACCACUACUGACACUGCUACAUAUAAAAACUUUGGAAACAACUAGUAAAGUUGGACCUUGUGUGUCAAACUGCUAAAGCUCCACACUGUGAAGUUCGUAUAUUUACUCUUCGGUGACAUUUGUGUGAAUAAAACUAAAAAGUUUUCACUAAAGCUGAAACAUUUCAUGGAUCUUUGCUUCAUUCGUCUUCCCAUUGACUUCGUAUGCAAUCGCGCUGCCUCUAAAAUCCACUUUGCGUUCUGUCUGAACGCAAAGUAAUAAUAAUAAUGCACAAAUGUUCUUGCAUGAGGCCCGCUGUCUUCUGCAACGUUGGAAGGAAAUCUAACUUGCAGAUCAUCUCGGCUGUGCUGGAGUUCUGCAACAAGUACGCUCAGCUACCGUCUGAGGUCCUGCGGUAGCUGCAGCUGAAACUGUACAUAGUGCCACAUCAGUCCGAGUUCAGGUCAACAGUUUAACCUCUGAGCUAAAUCACAGCUAAAGGUAUAUUAACCUGCAGGUAACCAUAGCAACAGUACUGAUGCUUCUGAUACUACCCUAACUGUGGGUUAAACAUGGCGGAGGACAGAAUGGACUCCCAGGUGUCCGUUAUGGGGAUCCUGAAAAUCAUUUGACAUAUUGAUGAUGAUGAUGAUGAUGGAAACUUUUCUAAAACAUAUCCUCAGCAGCAGUGUUGUUGUGGAGUGAAAACGGUUGCUUUUUUCUUCUUCAUGUGGUCCUGUUAGCUCUUCUUAGACUGCAUGCUUAGACAGUUUGGUUCUGGCAUGAAUGUUUAUCACUUGGUAGAAUAUGAUCUGUAGUGAAUGUGUUUGCAAAAAAGAAACAACACAAAAAGUAUAUACAUAUAUACAUAUAUAUAUAUAUAUAUAUAUAUAUAUAUAUAUAUAUAUAUAUACUUAUAGAGUGGGGAUCUUCAUCACCCACGUCUGUCCAUUUUCUAUUCACUCUGUAAAUGUACUGAAGACGCCUCAUCAAUGUGAAAUGUACAUUUGUUUGCAAUUAUUUGUACAUUUAUUCAUGUUCCCUGUGUGUGUGUGUGUGUGUGUGUGUGUGUGUGUGUGUGUGUGUGUGUGUGUGACUUUUCUGUUGCUCUGACUUCUUUUGAUUGUAAACUGUGAUGCACUCUUAAAAAUUAUGUGUGAUUUUCAAUGUGUGUGCGUCUGGUUUGGGGUUUCUCAGCACGACGUGUGUUUACAGACCAGGACGGACAUGUAGUGCAAUGUUAUCGAUAGUUUAACAACAUUUAUAUAACUGACAACUCUAACUCAUCUCAGAAGAAAGAUGGAUAUAAAGACAGAAACUAAACUGAAAGUGAAUUUGACAAAUCUUUAAUUUAUUUAUGAAUUUUCAUGUUCAACGAGCGUUUUUUUAAAAUAAUUUCAAAGUCUGGUUACAUGAAGCAACUUAGACCCUUAUUGAUAAAACAAUACUAACUCAUCAGUCGUCCAAUCCAGAAGACAGUCGACUGUAGGUGAAUCUGAGACUCAAAGACGGAUCUUCAGAUUGAGCUUUAUAAUAACUACAGGCUGUUCAACGCUGACUCUGUUCUGCGUGUUCGUCGUAAUCUGCCAGUUUCAUAUUAGAGAUAUUUACGUUACGUCUCAACACUGUGUACUUUAUGUCUGACAGGAGAUCGAAGUAUCGACUUUGAACACAGCAGCAGUAAGAGUGUCGGUGGGAUGAUUGACAGGCAGGCAGCUCCGCUUUCCUGACUUUUGACUUUUCAGAAGCUGACUUCAUCAUUCCUGCAUGUCCCAGGACUCAACAGUUAACUCUUGCCAUUCCAAUACCACAAUAAAGUUUAUUCUGUAGUAA
This is a messenger RNA of Siniperca chuatsi (mandarin fish), 4384 nucleotides long. It is a transcript of the gene nmnat2, whose product is annotated as nicotinamide nucleotide adenylyltransferase 2. Bases 203 to 1126 code for a protein of 307 amino acids. The record is from RefSeq and is a predicted model, not a curated record. NCBI's taxonomy places the organism in Eukaryota, Metazoa, Chordata, Actinopteri, Centrarchiformes, Sinipercidae. Gene Ontology annotation, cellular component: Golgi apparatus. Gene Ontology annotation, biological process: NAD+ biosynthetic process. Gene Ontology annotation, molecular function: nicotinamide-nucleotide adenylyltransferase activity; nicotinate-nucleotide adenylyltransferase activity. The transcript is spliced from 11 exons.